AAUGAUGCACGUGCAUUGAAUGGUCUUGCUGCAAACGUUCGUUAAACUGCGGAAUAAUGCUUGGUUUGAGUAUCGUAACGUUACUUUUCCAGGCUGAAAUACAUACUGAUUUGAUAUACAAAACGUGGGAGCGUUUACAGUCGUCGUAGGGAUAUGGUGGCACACCAGCAAAGUCAUUAUUCUUAGCAACUAACUUCUUACCACUAAUGUAGCAGUCAAAUCUUCGUAAUGACCGUUAUUUCGUCUCUCCUGAGUUCAUCUGCUCGUCUCCUUUCCCCGUCUGGGUUUCGGUUUUGGGAGUACGCCAUCUAACGAGUGACAUGGCUCACUGUGCCCUUCCAACGCUGUUACACAUCGGGCACUUCAAAGUCACCAUUUGAUCCUGUCUGCUAUACACUGGAGAGGUACAAGGAUUUACAGAAGUACUUCAACAAGAGACUGAGGACCCGAUACCACAGGUUAUCAGACUUACCUGAUCAUUCAGUGGUCCUUGGACACCACCAUGUGUAUUUUGUUGAAGGUGAUGGCAUCUACAGAAUGGAUAAAGGAAGUAAGCCAGAGCAGGUGCUGAAGCUAGGAAAAGUCCCUGAGCAGGAGGAGAAGACAAGACCUGAUUAUGAGAAGAAGAAGCAGAGGUGUCAGUGGACUGUCCAGAGAAUUCGUAUAUCCCCACAGGAAAAGCAUUUAGCUGCCACCCUGAAAGCUGAUCACAGAGAAUGGAUCAGGUGUGUAGUUGUGAGCCUUGGAAAGCAUAACUCCAUUCCUCUGAAUCCUCCACAUGUUGUGUUAACAAUAGACCAAGUCUUCACCUUUGAAUGGGCAUCAGACGAAAUCCUGUUUUACACUACUAUUGAGGGUCUUCGCUGCAGUAGAGUGUUUUGUCUGGACCUGACCUCUGAUAGAAACAGAAUAACUUCUGUAUAUGAGGAAAUGCAUCCUGAUGUGUUUGUGGAGGUUGCCCUUACUCAAGACCGUGAGAUCCUGAGCAUCAACUGCAACAGCAGGACCAGUUCAGAGGUCCUGCUAAUUGAUACAAGUACACCUCAUUUAGAGCCUAUUCUGGUCCAGCCACGCCAGCUGAACCUCCUGUACCAUGUGGAGCACUGGAGAAGGCAACUUAUUAUACUGGCUAACACAGGGCCUGGACAGGAAUAUCAGGUGAUGCAGGCCCCUCUUUCUGAACCAUCCAUGAACUCCUGGGUGCCUCUGUUUACCCCUGACCUUGGUACUGUUAUCAAAGACAUGGAUGUAGUAGGAGACCACUGUGUGUUGGCUGUACGAACAGCAGUCGGUGAAUUUGCACUAAUAGUAGUCCCACUGAACCAUCCCAAUGAGGCAUACACUGUACAGCUCCCCUCCUGGGCCUGUGUCAUCACAACUAAGAAACCCAGCAUGGCAGACAAACACGGUGUGUUUGAGUUCUUGAUUUCAUCUCCGGUCCGCCCCCCUGUGCCCUAUUGCCUACACCUAAAGGAUGGCCAACUAUUAUCUGCCACUAAGGAUGAAUCUCCCCCAGAGAACCAGGGCUAUUACACCACCACACGCUUGGAGGCCUGCAGUCAGGAUGGUUCCACAGUGCCAGUGACACUCUUACAUAUGAAAACUGUGCAGGACUUGAGACAGGCCCCACUACUGGUUCAUGUCUAUGGAGCUUACGGCAGAGAUCUCAACAUGGAGUUCUGCCCAGUACAAAGCCUGCUGCUUGAGCAAGGAUGGGCUCUGGUUUACUGCCACAUCAGAGGUGGAGGAGAGCAGGGUCUUUCCUGGCACAGACAAGCUUGUGUGGAGGGGAAAUGGAGAUCAGUGGAGGACCUAGAAGCCUGUCUCCUUCACCUUUUCGACUCAGGAGUCUCCUCUCCCUCACUCACUGCCCUCACAGCCUGCAGUGCUGGGGCUGUGCCAGUGGGAGCACUGUGCAACAGACACCCACACAUGAUGCAGGCUGUCACUCUGCAGGCUCCUUUCCUAGAUGUGUUGAGAACUAUGAUGGAGCCAAGUCUGCCUCUUACUUUGGAGGACAGAGAAGAAUGGGGGGACCCAGUAAGAAACCCAAAACACAGACUCAUCAUCUCCUCCUACUGUCCCCUGCACAACAUUACUCCUCAGUGCUAUCCGUCCAUUCUGCUGACAGCCUACAGAGAUGACGCCAGGGUUCCCCUGACAGGUGUCCUUAAAUACGCUGAGCGGGUAAAGAAUGCCAUUCAGACACACUUUGAGAUGAAGCAAAAUUCAGAAUGUGAACCAUUGCCAAAUAUAGCUGUUAAUAUUCAACCUGGAUCAAAUCACCUUGGACCAGAUGACUUUGCACGUGUGCUGAAGGAGGAGGCCUUAAAGCUAGCAUUUCUCUACACUGAACUUGGACUGGAGCCACCUCGGCUUCCACGCAGGAAGAAGAGAUAGUAAUCCAAUGGAAAGAUAGCAUAAUGGUGCCAAAUAGAAAAGAAGACAACAA
Cheilinus undulatus (humphead wrasse) is the source of this 2452-nucleotide messenger RNA. RefSeq names its product prolyl endopeptidase like (gene prepl). Gene Ontology annotation, cellular component: Golgi apparatus; cytoskeleton. Gene Ontology annotation, biological process: proteolysis. The record is from RefSeq and is a predicted model, not a curated record. NCBI's taxonomy places the organism in Eukaryota, Metazoa, Chordata, Actinopteri, Labriformes, Labridae. Gene Ontology annotation, molecular function: serine-type endopeptidase activity.